Rattus norvegicus (Norway rat) is the source of this 687-nucleotide messenger RNA. NCBI's taxonomy places the organism in Eukaryota, Metazoa, Chordata, Mammalia, Rodentia, Muridae. The record is from RefSeq and is a predicted model, not a curated record.
AUGAGCACCAGAAGAAUGAUAGCUUCUCAGAAAUUCCCAAACUUGGGAGCCAUUAUAAGAUGUGAGCUAAUCACACUGAAGAAACUAUUUUCCAACUGUAACCAGACCCUGCCUUAUGGUGAAGGUGCUUUGAAGGCCAAUAUGUCUCCUCAAAGUCAGUUACGGUUGCAGCAUAGACGAGAACUUCAAACAAUAGGAAGAGAGUAUGCUUCAGGUCCAGUCUUAUCAGACAAAAUCCUCUGGCUAUGCUACAAAUAUUCCCUCCGUGUACCAUAUAGAAUGACACAAAGCCAGGUGGUUCAGCCUGAGGCCCUUUUGAACAUGACCAUAGGUAUGUUGAUUGGCUGGAACAAUACCCUGAUGCAUGUAGUAGCAGAAAUUGCUGAUCUGGAGCCAAUCCCUGAUAUUGGAGCUUUCAUAUCUAAACUCAGAGAGAUAGCUGCAGAAUUCAUAAGGCUAUCAACAGUACUAAAAGAAGUCAAGUCAUUACUCAACCUGCUUCGUCUUGAAUUUGAGGAAAAUGAGGACUACCUUGCCUUAUCUGGACUGCCAUCCCUACGCCAGUUAAAUAAAUCCCAUCGCCUUGUUUUCUACCAUGCACUUCUCACCUGCCUGAAUUAUGAUGGGAAAAGGAUUGCCACUCAUGUCAAGACCCUGAGAUGUAAUAUGGUCCGCAGACAGUGCUAA